Messenger RNA from Symbiodinium sp. CCMP2592, 1296 nucleotides. The record is from the annotation of a GenBank genome assembly. NCBI's taxonomy places the organism in Eukaryota, Dinophyceae, Suessiales, Symbiodiniaceae.
AUGGCUGAGGAGGAACACGCCGAAAUCUCUGCUUACUUCCGGCAGCUCUUCAGUUUGCAUCCACACGACAUCGAACCCUUGCCCAGGCUGGAUCCCUUGAUCUUGACUGAGGGUGAGAUCCUCUCUUCGCUUGGGAAGCUAGGCAAGGGCAAAGCGUGCUUUCAGCACAUGCAGGAGAUGGAGGUGGAUGCAUCGCUCGGGAAGCGAGAAGCCCCGACUGUGACCGCAAACCGGGCGGAGCAGGAGGGGGAGCCACAGCCGAAGCACUCUCGGCCACAGUCGAAAGGCCAAGGGGGGCAGGGAAAGGGCGGACGGGGAACAGCUCAGGAAGCGGCGGCUCCCUCCAGUCCUGGUACAGCUGCGCGGAACCCAAAAACCCCGGAGAACCGGCACCAAGGGCAUCCGACGAAGCAGCAGGGGAGGCAACAGCAGGGUUGGAAAAACAACCAGGGCCAGCGCCGCGGCUGGAGCUCCUACACAUGGGGCGGACAGCGGAAGCAGAAGGAGGAGCAGGCCUGGGAAGACAAUCUGAGGCUGUUGGCCAGGCUCUGUCUUCGCCACGAGGACGAACUGUCCCAGACGAGAGUGGAGCGAGACUUCAUUCUUACGAUGGAGACUCAGGAGGCGGCGGUCCUCACCAAGCUCUACAAGCUGGCGACGGUGUGGAAGGAGCGGAAAGAGCGGCAGGAAGUGGACUGCUCGCUGAGGAUCUGCUUAUUCCUUGGGCUGCUGCAGGUCUGGCUGGAGAGGAUGCGGGCUCUGGAACAGACCAGUCCGGAGGCCGAGGCGCUGCGAAAACGAAUCAUGGAGCAGGGCUAUGCGCAAAUGCCGGAGGGAACCACGGAGCUACAGUGGUUCUACAUGAGGUGGAAUCACCCCACACAGGCAAUGGAGAAGGUGCCUGAUGUGGAGCCCAUGCUGCAGAGCCAGGUGGUGUCCAGCUUGAUCCAGCUGCAGGCGACGAUGGUGGCACCGAAUGCCUUGCUUCGCUUUCACUCCACGAGGCGGAUGGCGGCGGAGUACGCGGGGGAGACUGUCACGUUUCUUUUGACGGUCGGCCAGAGGGACACCAUGGCAGCUCAGGCAUGGGGGAUGCUCACCAACUUGUGCGGCAACGGCUCUGGAAAGGUCAUCGGGCUCAAGAUGAAGCCGGCCAAGAUGGAUCGUCAGCCUCUCGCCAAGAUCGUUGCGGAGAGAUUCCCUCCUCCUUUUUCGUCGAGCCGAGCAGCAGGAUCCCAGAAUCGGGAGGCCGAGGCAGAGGAUCAGCAGCAGCGGGAGAAGGAGGAGCACAACUGA